AUGAGGUCCAUGUGGCACAUUUGCCUGCUGCUGGUACUGCCCAGCUUUGGCCGGGCCCAGACCUGCGCUGUGGAUUCCAUCCCUGUGAAGACCGACUUUGACCCCAAGAGGUAUGCCGGGAAGUGGUAUGCAUUGUCCAAGAAGGAUCCAGAAGGCCUCUUCCUUCAAGACAACAUCUCUGCAGAGUACACCAUUGGGAUGGAUGGCACCAUGACAGCCUCCUCCCAAGGGCGUGUGAAGCUAUUUGGGUUCUGGGUGAUCUGUGCAGACAUGGCAGCCCAGUACACAGUCCCUGAUCCAACCACCCCAGCAAAGAUGUACAUGACUUACCAGGGGCUGGCCAGCUACUUGUCCAGUGGAGGAGAUGACUACUGGGUGAUCGACACCGACUACACGCACUACGCAGUGACCUACGCCUGCCGGCUUCGGAAGGAGGACGGGACGUGCGCUGACGGGUACUCCAUCGUCUUCUCCCGAAGUCCCCGCGGCUUCCCCCCGGCCAUCCAGCGGAUCGUGCGCCAGAAGCAGGAAGAGAUCUGCUUGUCCGGACAGUUCGAGCCGGUGCUGCAGACAGGUGUGUGGCUCUGCCGGGGCUGA
Molecule: messenger RNA, 597 nt
Organism: Sarcophilus harrisii (Tasmanian devil)
Lineage: Eukaryota; Metazoa; Chordata; Mammalia; Dasyuromorphia; Dasyuridae
Product: purpurin-like
Exons: 4
Coding region: 1-597 (198 amino acids)
Molecular function (GO): retinol transmembrane transporter activity; retinoid binding
Source: RefSeq, a predicted model, not a curated record